AUGACCAACCAACAAGCCACAGCAACUCAACCACAACAGACACCCACGGGUACUCAGACGACCCUUGCCACGGCUGUCACUCAGACCCCCGGGAACAAUGCCAACACAGUGGCCACACCUAUCGCUACCCCGGCUAAUAACGCCAGCACAGUCGCCACGCCCAUUACUACCCAAACGACUACACAAACCAUCCCUGGACUCGGAGCCAUCAACGGAGAGGACCUGAAGAAAUUACUUGCCCUUCUACAAGCUGGACAUUCCACCGCGGUACCAAACAUCCCCUCGCCAUACACUGCUGCAGUUCGUGACGCACAGCUUCCAAUAGGAUUUAGACAUGUGAACGCAGACCUUCGCUACCAUGGUAAUUCGGACCCCCGAGAGUUUCUAAUCAGGUUCAACAUUGAGAUGAACUUGUAUCAAAUCCCGGACCUCGUCAGGUGUAGGUUCCUUGCAGCAAGUCUGAGGGAAAGCGCUCAGCAAUGGUUCCAGAAACUAGGGGAAGGUGUGAUCUCUUCUUGGGUAGAUAUGCAACGAAUGUUCAUGACGCAGUUUCAGGCCGCAACCAAAUACGCUCCACCAGUCACCACUUUGGCCAAUGUCAAGCAGCGUGAUAACGAGUCCCUGACCGCAUAUUUCAAGAGAUUUAACCAGGAGUCUAUGGGAGUUACAGGGGCGUCAGACGAGACCUUGAAAAACUUCCUUAUCGCUGGCUUGAAGGUCGGCACUGAUUUCUGGAAACACCUCCAAGGGAAAGACCCGUCCAACCUGUCAGAGCUAUAUGCAGCAGCUGAGUCCUUCAAGAAGGUAGAACAGUCACUCGCCGAAAAUCAAAAAGAGAUUGCUAAGUCGAGGGGUAAGAGAAAGGACCACAACCCUAGCCCGGAACCAAAAGGGCGCGGCCGUUCCCCAGCAAGGAUACACAUGGCGAGUGACAGAAGAAAUUGGAGUCCCCCGAGACAACCAGGCACGUAUACCCCUCUCGUGGCAUCAGCCGAGCACAUAUAUGCAGUAACCAAGGAUAAGGCCCCUUUCCGAAAGCCGCAGCCUAUUCCCUAUAACGUUGCCAGAGACAAGAAGAAGUAUUGUGACUUCCAUGAAUCAGCCGGGCACAACACCGCGGAUUGUAGGCACCUUAAAGGAGAAAUCGAAGAGCUACUCAGGGCAGGCUACUUGACGGAAUGGGUAAAGAAAUACAGAAUGGAUCACCCGCCAGAAAGGCGCGCCCGGGGGAGGUCACCAGAAGAUAAGGAUGACGAGAAACAGAACGAUACCCAUUUUGUGAGGGAGGGUAGUAUCAGGAGCAUAUUUGGAGGCCCCUACAUAGGGGGAGGUAGUCGAAAAGCGGUGGAGAGGUACGCCAAGGAGGCAAAGGACUACCCCCUUACUAAUGUAAAUCAUCUGUCGGCCAGGGCCCCGAGGGCGUUCAAAGGGGAGACUAUGGACAUCACUUUCACUGAGGACGACGCUAGAUGGGUACACCAUCCCCACAAUGAUGCCCUGGUGGUGGCCAUGCGCAUCGCCACCAUGAACGUUCAUCGAGUGUUCGUGGACAAUGGGAGUUCAGUUAACAUCCUCUACUACGACACCUACAAGAAGUUGGGACUACCGGACAAGGACAUGACGACAGAGAAUCUCUACAUAUAUGGCUUUGGAGGAGAGGCCAUUAAAGCCAAAGGAACCAUCCGCUUACCUGUGACUCUAGGAGAAGCUCCACGAGCGGCUACCCAGAUAUCUGAAUUCGUAAUCAUCGACCACCCGUCAGCGCACAACGCACUAAUGGGACGACCCCUCUUGAUGGAUAUGAGAAUAGUCACCUCCAUCUAUCAUCUCACUUUGAAGUUUCCCACACCCAGGGGAGUUGGAUGUGUGAAAGGGUCUCAGUAUGAGUCUCGCGAUUGUUAUGGCCGAUCUCUCAAGAAUUUUCGAGAUAGAAGAGGGGUACCCCCCAUGAAGAGCUCCAUUCAGUCCACGCCAUCUACUUUAUUCAAUAUCCAGAAAGCGAUACGGAGGGCGCGCCCUCACUCCCACUCUCGGAAGGACACAUUCACCAUGAGGUUAAGCCGCCUCUCUCUGAUGAGCCAAAGAUAG
This is a messenger RNA of Daucus carota subsp. sativus, 2088 nucleotides long. RefSeq lists its product as uncharacterized. NCBI's taxonomy places the organism in Eukaryota, Viridiplantae, Streptophyta, Magnoliopsida, Apiales, Apiaceae. The transcript has a single exon. Bases 1 to 2088 code for a protein of 695 amino acids. The record is from RefSeq and is a predicted model, not a curated record.